AAGAACACCCAUUCCACUAUCCACACACCCGCGAUCCACACACCACACUACCCCCCGUUAUCGUCACACGCUACCAUUAUCUCCGCCCUCCGAUCCCUCGGGGCUGUGUAACUUUUUUUGGUCUGACUGCUCGCCGUUCUGGGCUGCUUUCCACGUCGACGAACAAAGACCUCAAUAAUUAUUUCACUCAACAUGACCGUCAUUAAGGAACCGAUCGUUACCCGUCCCGCGAGCCAACACCGGCAUUCGUCCAGCAUGGCUGGAUCUCUCCCCAAGUCGCGCACGCAUUCCCAAUCCCUCUCCAUAGGUUCCAUGCACCAGGCACACAGGGUCACGAGGAGGAAGAGCAUGUCGUCCACUGCCGCGAAUAACAUCGCCGCAAUGGCCGCUGCGGCCAAGGGCAUCUCUGGCGCACCCCUCGACCCGGUCGCUGCCUCCUCGCGACGCUCCUCGAAACCUGCAUCGCACUUCCGUGGUCCUGCUCUGGGAGGUUUAUCUCCCAUGGCAAGCAGUGUUCCUAAUAAUGGUUCGGGGUUCAGCCCCGGUAGCUACAGUGCGGCCGCCAAGGCCGAAGCUGCGGUUACCGAUGGUCCUCCGCUGGCCACGAUGCCAGACAACGAGAAGGGCAACUCCAAGUCGAGAAUACGGCGCGCAAGUGAAGGCUCUCGUCUCUCAAAGGGAGAGGGCAAGCGCACCACCAGCAACGACCUGAGAUGUGAAAAAUGUGGGAAAGGGUACAAACACAGCAGUUGUCUGACCAAGCACCUUUGGGAGCACACCCCGGAAUGGCAGUACACAUCCAAACUGCUCAUCUCCAAGCACCAGCAGGUGCAGCUCCUCGAGGCCGCCUCCGUCCUCGUUGCCAUGAAUGCCGAUCCUGAGGUCGGUCGCGACAGCGACCAUUCGUCUGUGUCGCCGCCCGCCUCUGGCACAUCUGACAUGCGCGACGAUUUGAGUUCCACCGACACUACCCCGCCCCCGCAAAUUGACGAUCAUGCUGUGGGUUCCUUGCCGCACUCGCAUUUCGGUAACCGUUCAACCAAGCGCUACUCGACAAACAGCAGCUCUGCAUACAGCCAGUCCUACCAGUCUGCUAUCUUUUCCGAUGGCGUUGGCGGUCACUUCCGCCAGUGGAGCAACGUGUCUGACCGUCCUACAACCUCUGGUACCUCCGUCGCAGGCUCCUAUCAUGAGGAUGAGAAUGACCAGGCCGACCUCGCUGCCGCUGUUGGCUUGUUGAGCUGCUCGUACGGCACCCCCAAGUCAGGCCCCAUGUCUCUGCCCCCUGAUGUCCCUCCCGUCCCACCACUUCCAGCGAAGUUCUUGAGCUACAAUAACCAUGACUCCAUGACGGGUAGCACGACCAUCACCGCACAACAAUCCAGCAUCCGCGGAAACUAUGGCUACGGCCGCCAUGAGAGCAAAGAUGUCGACAUGGACGACGACAGCUCCGCCGAUGAUGACGAUUAUCGUCGUGCCAAUUCUCGCAGCCGCGGGCGCGUUGACGAUGAAGACGAUGGCGUCUUCGGCCGGAUGGAAGAGUAGAGCGGCAAUUUCGCCCUCGCCUAACCCACCCACGAUUGUCACGAAUAUUUCCUGCGCAAACUUUCUCCU
Messenger RNA from Aaosphaeria arxii CBS 175.79, 1614 nucleotides. RefSeq lists its product as uncharacterized. Bases 193 to 1545 code for a protein of 450 amino acids. The record is from RefSeq and is a predicted model, not a curated record. The transcript is spliced from 3 exons. NCBI's taxonomy places the organism in Eukaryota, Fungi, Ascomycota, Dothideomycetes, Pleosporales.